Molecule: messenger RNA, 1355 nt
Organism: Striga asiatica
Lineage: Eukaryota; Viridiplantae; Streptophyta; Magnoliopsida; Lamiales; Orobanchaceae
Source: the annotation of a GenBank genome assembly
UAGUCCAACUAAACCACACAUCCUCUUGUAAUCUUCUCAUUGUUCUUCUCUCCAUCUUGGCCCCCUUGUAAGAAUACACANAAAGCAGUUACUGGGUUGGAUGCACCGUAAGCUCAUGCAGAAUAGUACAGAGCCUCUGAAAAACGACUCUACCGAUCAAAGAUCCACAAAUGCUUUUGAGCCUGCAAACGAGCCCUUUGACUUCCUCUCAAUCGGCACAUUUGGCACCGAUCUUCUUCUCCACACGGCCCCACCAACUCCGACACUCCUCCCAACUCCAGUCGAGCCUUUGACCGGUCAACCGAUCGAUAUCAACGAAAACGACCUCGACCUCAUAAGCCAAGAGCUGGAAAAAUUUCUCGAGUCUGAGGAUGCGGAGACUGUACACAACUCGUCCGAGAGGAGCAGCAAGGCUAGUGUGAUAACUAUUAACGAUCAAGGUAAUUUACAGAUAUGCCCUCUUCAGAAGUAUCUAUUGGCUGCCCCUGUAGAGUUGGCCGAGAUGGGUCGUGAGGAGGUGAAGAAAACGAGGACUUCCCUUGAGGAGCUGUUUAAGGAGGGAAAUGAUGGUCCUCUGUUGAAGAAAGGUGAAGGAGUGGGUGGGAAAGGGAAUGUGGCUCGUCUGGUGAAGAAGUUUGUGAAGAGGUUAAGUCACAAAUCGAGUGAUGGAACUGCUGGAUUUAAUGAUGAUGAUGAUUAUGAUGGUGCUGUUUUCCGGCCGACAAAGAAGAAAUUGACUAAGAAGCUUGUUAAAAUGUUUAAUAAGAAGGUUUAUCCUGAGGAGAUGGCCGAGAAGCAAAUUUUGAAAGUGACGAAGAGUAACGAGAAGAAGAAUUACAACUGCAGUAAGGAGAACCAUCUCAUUGGCCAUAACAAUGAUGAUCAAUCAGCCAGUAUCAACAAGAGUAAAAAGAAUACCAUAGGACUAUUCUGCACUGGAUUUGGCAGAGGCUCUUCCCCUGUAAAUGCAGGGCAUUGGGUUAAAACAGAUUCUGAUUACUUGGUCUUGGAGCUAUAGAAGCAGAAAGACCGAGAGCAAGAGCAAAAGCAAGAAGCCUCAUCCUCUUUAAGCUCCAGCGUGGAGUUUGCUUGUGUGGUUUUUGCAUGUUGGCAUGAAUUUCGCAAUAAAGUAAACGAAUAUAAUAUCAUAUAUCCUGCGUAUGAUUGUAUAAUGUAUGUUGGUGUUUUUUCAAGACUUCAAAUCAGCUGCAAAGACAUAAUCCUGCAUAUUAAUUAAUAUCAAGUGCCAAAGCUAUUUCUGUUGGACAUAACAAGUGAUUGUGUUGAAAUUCAUGUGCCAAAAGUAUUGCUUUUUAUUGCCAGGUACAUAGUAUAUGAAUUACAGUGCAUUGCUA